Messenger RNA from Mesocestoides corti, 2376 nucleotides. NCBI's taxonomy places the organism in Eukaryota, Metazoa, Platyhelminthes, Cestoda, Cyclophyllidea, Mesocestoididae. The record is from the annotation of a GenBank genome assembly.
CGGGUGGAGGAGCGCAGUUUCAGUUACUUUGAGGAAGACAACAGCGAUGAUCUCACUCUGACGGAAGAUGAUCUCAUUGGAAUGAUCGCGAACACCGCUUCGCGAACUGCCCCCUUGUUCCAGGAGGCGCUGCGCUUCUUCUGGGACCUGCGCACCUCUAGUGAACGCGGAACCUACGAGAAAGCCCUCAGGGAGGCCACCUACCCACCGCGUUUCUCCGCCGAUUGUAUCGAAGAUGAAGGUGAGUCCAGCAGUUUCCUCACCUGCCAUUUCUGGCUUGUUCUUCCCUGGAAGGCUGUUGUUUUGGUCUUUAUUUUGUCCUCAUACAGCGACUUUUCGGUGUUCUACGAAGUUCCGUAUGAGAUCCUGGUUGUUAACCGACGCAGGCACUGCUUGACAUCCACCGUUUCUCUUUUAACCACUUUAGAUAUCGAACUGGGCAGGCGAAUUGUGAAAAUCGGCUUUGUCAAUCGAUGCUUGUUCUUUGACGUACUGCGUGAGAUUCUGCAGUCCAUUUACGAGGGCGAAGACGCCGAGAUUCGCGAAAAUCGCCAGCCUUCCAUGAACAGCGCGCGCUUCAGGCUGUGGCAGGGUCCGAAUCGGCCGAGCAGCUUUGAGCGUCUCGAGCGGAUUGUGCGGCCCAAGCUGGAGGCGAAUCUGGGCGUGAGCCUGACGCCUCCGACGUCCGCCGACGCCGAGCACUACACCCCACCGCCGCUGCCCAACCUGCUCGGAGACGUCUCGCGACUGUCCCGUGUCGCCCAGUGGACCCUGCGUGACAAGCACUGGCUAGACCAGAUGGUCGAGGUGGAGAUGCGCAUGGAGGAGUUCUCGUGGCUCAACUACGCGCCCUACGAGAGACAGCUGUUUGAUGGCCUGGUUGAGGGCAUUAUGCGCGAGUUGCUUGAAGACGUCUGCAAACAGUGCAUCAGUGAGUUUAUUGAAGAGGGAUCCUUGGCGCAACAACGCUAAAAUUCCCCCGCCGGUGGAAUGGGUCUGGCACACUCCUUCACGAAACGGCAUCGGGCAAAGCCCAAAGAAUUCUCGCUGGACGCAUUCGUUGUCGAUCUGGUGAAGGGGAUGGCAGAGGCCACUGUCGACAGCGUCAUCAAAGAGCGGAGGUGGACAUUAAAUGCGCCGAGAUGCCUCGGCGGAGAUGUUGGCGUGACGAAUGGAUUUUCCAGAAAUCCAUCAUCAUCAUCACCACCACCAUCACCGCAAGCUAAGUCAGCUGCCGCAUCUAGGCAACACGGUGUGAUCGCGGGUGACGCGGUUGCCAAGUGCUCUUCACCAGACCUAAAAGUGCUUAGCUCCAAGGACGAAUUCUUUCGUUCCGCUUUCUUGUCAGUUGACCAACAAGGCGCUAAUGAUGCUAAAAAGGUCGACUACAGCCAAGACCAGGCCGACAGUUCGGAGGAUUCUAGCAGGUCGACGCUAGAGUCGACAAAUUCCACCACCAGUUCCUCGCCCCUGGAGGAUUCCACAAACACUGACGUCACUUCCACGCCUGCAAGAUCGCCGGAAGAGGAUGUGAUUGGACUGAUCGCGAACACCGCUUCGCGAACUGCACCCCUGUUCCAGGAGGCGCUGCACUUUUUCUGGGAUCUGCGCACCUCGAGUGAACGCGGAACCUACGAGAAAGCCCUCAAGGACGCCACCUACCCACCACGAUUCACCGCAGACUGCAUCGAAGAUGAAGACAUCACCAUCUUCAAGACUAUGGAGAAAAUUGGCUUUGUGAAUAGGGCCCUUAUGUUUGACCUUCUCCGUGAACUGCUGCUGCAAAUUUACGACGGCGAAGACGCAGAUAUCCGCAACAAUCGACAGCCCUUUGUAAACAGCGCGCGGUUUAGACUGUGGCUUGGAGUUAAGCGGCAAGUGCUUUGCUAGUACUUAAACUACAAAUUAUUAUCCAUUUUCUGCAGGCCAGAUAAAUUGGAUAAGCUCGAGAGCAUUGUCCGACCAAAAAUCGAAAGAGAACUUGUUGUCUGCUUGACAGCUCCAGCAGUUGAUGAGGCCGUCGUUCCUCCUCCGAGGCCAUGUGUGGUUCAUGACAUUUCACGAUUACCUCGACUCACUCAGUGGACCUUGCAACGAAAGGAUUGGCUCGACCAAAUACUAGAGUUGGAAAUGAGGGCCGACGAACCAACGUGGCUGAAUUACAAAGCUUACGAAAAGGAAGUCGUUGAUACCUUUGUUGAAAAAAUCUUACUGGAGACAUUUGAUGCGGCUUAUGAAAGAUGUUUUACGGGCAUGACUAAUGGCACUGUCGGUAUGAGAGCGAAGAUGGCAAAACGGCAAUCCACAUCUCCAUGCAAAGGAUUAUCUGAAAGAACAGGUGUACAAACUUCAAUUGACACUUCUCACACAAGAUAA